Mercurialis annua (annual mercury) is the source of this 1836-nucleotide messenger RNA. Its product is annotated as probable terpene synthase 8. The record is from RefSeq and is a predicted model, not a curated record. The transcript is spliced from 6 exons. Bases 67 to 1698 code for a protein of 543 amino acids. Gene Ontology annotation, molecular function: magnesium ion binding; terpene synthase activity. Gene Ontology annotation, biological process: diterpenoid biosynthetic process. Lineage: Eukaryota; Viridiplantae; Streptophyta; Magnoliopsida; Malpighiales; Euphorbiaceae.
CACCACAGUUGUUUUGGAUUGAUAACCAUCUUUCGCUAUACCUAAUUGUUGGUUUUCUAAAAAACAAUGGCGACCGAAGCGAAUUCGGAUGUCGCUCGUCGUCUGGCGAAGUUUCCCCCGACUAUAUGGGGCACUAGCUUCGCUUCCUUUUCGCUCAAAGAUUCGGAGAUUGAAUCAUAUACAAUACAAGUGGAAGAGCUUAAAGAAGAGGUGAAGGAUAUGCUGAUGCAGUCAAAUACGAAAGGAAUAACCGAAAACAUUGAGUUCGUAAACUUGUUAUGCCGCCUCGGUGUGCCGCAUCAUUUCGAAACUGUGAUCGAACAACACUUGAAUCUUAUCUUCAGUUCACUCCCUGAUUUUCUUAAAGAAAAUGAGUGUGACCUCUACACAGUGGCACUUCUGUUUCGAGUCUUAAGGCAACACCGGCAUAAAGUUCCAUGUGAUGUAUUCAACAAAUUCAAGGACAAUAAUGGAGAGUUCAACAGUGAUGUAGUGAGUGAUGUGAAAGGCCUGCUGAGCCUGUACGAAGCAUCAGCUUUGAGUGUUCAUGGAGAAGACAUAUUAGAUGAGACUCUUGCCUUUACAAAGCUGCACUUGGAGACAUUAUCUGCACAAGUUAGCCCUCACUUGCAAAACCAAAUUAACAAUGCUCUGCUCUGUCCUGUCCAUUAUGGCAUGGAAAGGUUCCAGGCUUUGUUAUAUAUUUCAAUUUACGAAGAAGAUGACUCCAAAAAUGAAAUUCUGCUCAAGUUUGCCAAGUUGGAUUUCAAUCGACUUCAAUUGUUAUACAGAGAAGAGCUAGCCGUAGUAUCAAGGUGGUGGGAAGACAUGGAUCUUGCGGGAAAGCUUACUUAUGCGAGAGAUAGGAUCGUAGAGGUGUAUGUGUGGGCGCUGGGGUGUAUUGUGGACCCUAAAUUGGUAAUGUCUCGCGAGUUAGUUGCAAAAUAUACGCAACUAGCAAUGACUGUUGAUGAUACCUAUGAUGCUUACGGCACAAUAGAAGAGACCCGGCUCUUCACUGCUGCAUUUGACAGAUGUAGUAUUGAUGGUAUUGAUGAGCUACCAGAAUACAUGCAACAUCUUUACAAAGCAAUACUAAGUCUUUUUGAGGAAACAGAGAAUGAAGAAGCAUCUUAUAAAACAUUAUAUGCCGAGGAGAUGUUUAAGGAGUUGACUAGAGCUGACUUACAAGAGGCAGAAUGGUUUAAUAGUGGAUAUGUGCCAACAUUUGAUGAGUACCUACACAAUGCAUUAAUCACAACUACCGGUGAGCUACUCACAUCGGCAUUCUUCCUAGGAUUGAAAGAUGUCGGGAUGAAGGAAAUCAUCUGGGUUCGACAAGCUCCGAUCAUUGUCAAAUCUGCUAAGUUAUUUGCUCGUCUCUUCGAUGAUGUCGCGUCCCACGUGGAGGAGCAAAAGAGGGGAGACUGUCCUUCGAGCGUGGAGUGCUACAUGAAUGAAUUUGGUGUCUCAAAAGAGACUGCGUACGUAGAAAUUAAGAAAAUGCUUGCAAAUGCAUGGAAGGACAUUAAUGAAGAAUACAUGAAUUCGAGUCGCGUCUCUACCACUGUUCUCGAUUACUUCCUCAACUUUGCAAGAAUGGCGAAUUUUGUCUAUAAGAUUCGCGAUGCUUAUACGUACUCCACCCAUUUGAAAUUUUAUGUGUCGAAACUCUUCCUCGAACCGCUCCCAGUUUAAGAAUUAGUUUCUAUGACUGUGAGACGAAAUACCUCAUUUGACUUCACAAUGUGCGUUUCUAAUUAAUUUGGAUGUUAAGUUUGAAGAUUGUUUGAGUGCUUUUCAGUUUUUAUAUUCAAGUUCUGGUAUUUGUUUUCA